UGAAAAGAGCAGCAAGAAACCUAAACAUCUUUCAGCUCUGAACCUUGCCGCUACCUACCUAGAGACAGAGACGAAGAAGAUGGGGAAAGUAUCAUACAUGAAGCUGAAAGGAAGCCAGAACUUGAGACUCCGUCUUUUACUAGCGACCCUUUCAUCCAAAUCGAUUGUUAUUGAGGAUAUUCGUUCUGAGGCUACUUGGCCUGGCCUUCGUCCUCACGAGGUCUCUUUCCUCCGCCUCCUUGAAAAAAUCUGCGAUGAUUGUGUCGUUGAAAUCAAUGAAACUGGAACAAAACUAAAGUAUAAACCAGGAAUUAUAAUGGGAGGAAGGCAUUUAGUUCAUGAUUGUGGUGUAAGUCGCUCCAUCGGCUACUUUUUGGAACCGUUGAUUGUGCUUGGUAUGUUUGGGAAGAAACCACUCACCAUUAGGCUCAAAGGGAUAACAAAUGAUUCGAAGGACCCAUCUAUUGAUACUUUUCGAUCAACUACUUUGCCUAUACUGAAGCAGUUCGGAGUCCCUGCAGAAGGAUUGGACCUGAAAAUUGAGAGUCGGGGAGUUGCUCCUAAAGGUGGUGGAGAAGUACUUCUUUCAGUUCCUAUGGUUCCGAAUAGUUUGAAAGCUAUUAAAUGGGUUGAUGAAGGUCUGGUGAAGAGAAUUAGAGGUGUUUCCUUUUCAACUAGGGUAUCUGUUCAGUUUGAGAAUACCAUUAUACAUGCUGCUCGAGGAAUCUUGAAUCCUUUUCUUUCAGAUGUUCACAUCUUUACAGAUCAUAAAGCUGGAGCACAAGCUGGAAUGUCACCUGGCUAUGGAAUUUCUCUAGUUGCAGAGACUACCUCUGGUUGUGUUAUAUCUGCUGAUACUACAGUUUCUUAUGCAAGAGGAGAAGAUGAUGCAGACUUAGAGGAUGAUAGGAAAGAUUUGAUCCCUGCUGAGGAAGUUGGCGAGCAAAUUGCUUCUGCACUACUUACGGAAAUUAAACAGGGGGGAGUAGUAGAUUCAACACAUCAGGGACUGCUGUUUCUUCUAUGUGCUUUGUGUCCAAAAGAUGUUUCAGAAGUUCGGGUUGGGAAGCUGUCACCCUAUGGAAUAGAAGCACUAAGGCACAUAAGAGACUUUUUGGAUGUUAAGUUUGUCAUGAAACCUGAUGCCUCGACGGGAACUGUCACUAUGAUGUGUCUUGGCUCUGGAUUUCAGAAUUUAUCCAGAAAAGUAUCAUGAUAAAGAUAUAGCAUAAUGUGGUGGAUUAGAGUGACAGUUUGGAUCGAAUGGCUUCAAUUCAUCAAUGGGUGGUUUUGACUUUAGAGUGAGAAUUCAAGCACGAUGUGUCACAGGCUCCAAUUUUGAUGUGGUCGCUAGUUGUAAUGAGUGUGUGCUGUGAAAAGCAAGCAUGAAAUUUUGCAAUGUAACCUUUAUUAAAUAUUAACAUUAAUAUUAAUCCUUCGGUCUCA
Nicotiana tabacum (common tobacco) is the source of this 1446-nucleotide messenger RNA. Its product is annotated as putative RNA 3'-terminal phosphate cyclase-like protein. Gene Ontology annotation, biological process: ribosome biogenesis; endonucleolytic cleavage of tricistronic rRNA transcript (SSU-rRNA, 5.8S rRNA, LSU-rRNA). Lineage: Eukaryota; Viridiplantae; Streptophyta; Magnoliopsida; Solanales; Solanaceae. Gene Ontology annotation, cellular component: nucleolus. Gene Ontology annotation, molecular function: RNA endonuclease activity. The record is from RefSeq and is a predicted model, not a curated record.